GUUUUUUCCUCACCCAUGUUGAACGGAGGCUGCGACCAGAUUGACUGCAGCUGCGGCGGACGGUGACGCCUUCAGGGUGCUGCUCGGAAAUUCGCAAUGGACGGCUGGAGUCACUUUGGUCUUGAUAAAACCCAGCGGACCGACACAAGCAGACGCCAUGGCAACCCAAAUCAUCACUGGAGACGGGGACCUUGAAUGCUUUCAGAAAAGCAAAACUUACCUUCCUCUGAAGAAGACGACUUUGGACCGCUGAGCAGAGACCCGAUGCCAAAGGGAAGUUAAAUUGUUUUGUAACUUUCUCUCCUCCUGGUUUCAGUGACUGUCUGCUGAGCAACAACAUAACAUUAAAACUUUGAUUUAUUUAUUUUUUUGGUCUUUUGUAUGACCUGUCUGAGCAAAAGAAGUUUACGAUUUAAUUAUCUGGUAACUAUAAUUAGCAACACAAACAAAUGCGCAUGAAUUUCGUGUUUGUAUAAUUUUUUUAAAUCCAUAAUAUUGAAAUGAAUUGUGUUGUGCCCAAAGAAAAUCUGGAUCAAAAAUAUAUAUAUUUAUUUAUUUAUCUUACCAAAAGGCCAUGUUCGAUGUGUUAGAAAACCAUAAUGCUUUUAUAUAUCUGAUCAGGAACUGUGCACCGUGUCCCCACUGCUUCGGAGCGAGUACAGGAACACAGAACCUCAUCAGAAACUCCCUGCGGAAUGACAGUAAACCACUUCGACUCGCCACCAGGGGGCAGCAGAUGCUUCCGUUAAGCCAGCAGGUCUCCAUCACUGCUAACUGCGUCAGGGUGAAAGUGAUCAUGGAGGAUUCGUCAGACCAGUCCCAUUGGGCGUCUCCCACCUUGCUCAGCUCCGACCCCCUCGCCGGCUUCCCCUCUGACCCGGGCCUGUUGACCGCCGGGGAAGAAGGAGAGGCCUUUUUCUCAGCCGCAGACGCCGAUUACGCCGGGCUGUCCUCGUUCUUCCCCAACCCGAGCCACAGCCGAGCGCCGUCCAGCUACAGACACAGCUCCGUCCGGCAGGUGUACACCUCCCCAGGCCUCCUCAGUAACCUCCAGCUCCUGGACGGGCCCCCGAGCCACCCGCUGAGCUCGCCCUACAGCCCCGCGGCCUCCACCUGGAGCGGCAGCCCGCUCACCAAGACGCCGCUGCACUCGCACACCCCGACCUCCCUCUACUCCCCCGGGAUGGCCUCCUCCUUCACCGCCUCCAGGGACGGAUACCCUUCCCCCGGAAGGGAGGGCCGGGAGAGCCCCCGUCUCCAGGAGGCCCUCAAAGCGGAGCGUCUGAGCCCCCUGGGCGGCUCGGGUGCCAGCAGCAACUUCCUGAACCUGACCCCCGCUGCCGGGAGCAUGUACACCCCCUCGUCGCACUCGCACCCCCACAUGCUGAGCCCGUACAGCUCGUACAUGAGCGGGCCGCAGGACUACGGCUCGCCGGCCUUCUACUCCAGCGCCGGCGCCUGGAUCAGCCCGUCCUACUCCCCGAAGCUCCGCAACAAGCUGAGGCCGACCACUCCAGAGGCCCGAGAGUGUGUGAACUGCGGAGCCACCGCGACGCCCCUGUGGCGCCGGGACGGUACCGGACACUACCUGUGCAACGCCUGCGGACUGUACCACAAGAUGAACGGCCAGAACCGACCUCUGAUCCGGCCCAAGAAGAGACUGAUCGUGAGCAAGCGCGCGGGCACCGUGUGCGCCAACUGUCACACCAGCACGACGACGCUGUGGCGGCGCAACGCCAGCGGGGAGCCCGUGUGCAACGCCUGCGGACUCUACUUCAAACUGCACAAUGUCAACCGACCGCUCACCAUGAAGAAGGAAGGCAUCCAGACCCGCAACCGGAAAGUCUCCAACAAGAACAAGAAGAGCAAGAAGGCCGCCAUGUUGGAGCCGUACUUGGACGCGGUCCAGCCGCCUCCCCUGGACGACAACGGCGGGCCCUUUUCCCUCGGCCCCGGGACUCUGCUGACCUACAGCCACACGCCGCACCUCCUGCCCACCCCGACCCCGCUGCACCCUUCCGCCGGCCUGCCCUACGCGCACCACCUCAACUCCGGCAUGGUGCCCACUCUGGUGUGACCCUGCAGCAGCUGCAGCGCGUGCUUCCUCCUUCGUCUAAUGUAGGAUUUGUACAUAAAUGAUGAUUUGUUUAUUAUUUUUUCCACUGUAUUUUUUUUUUAAAUGUUUUUUAUUGCAUCUGUCGUUGACAUAUUUUGACGUGCGAGGCCAGAUAAAAAUCCCUCCACAGAGCUUGCUGCACAUGUAAACACACUGAUGACAGAUUUGCUCCUUCUGUAAAUACAAAACAAGCGUCUGAUUUACUGCCAGCGUCUGCUUCGGGCUAAAUAAUAUGAAGUUACACAGGAGUUUUAAUGUUCACGGCUCUCUGUUAUGUAUUUGCAUACAUGAUCUAACCGCACUAAAGCUGCAGAGAGAAGAAUAAAAUGUUUGACUUUA
This is a messenger RNA of Xiphophorus hellerii (green swordtail), 2455 nucleotides long. RefSeq names its product GATA binding protein 1a (gene gata1a). Gene Ontology annotation, cellular component: nucleus. Gene Ontology annotation, molecular function: RNA polymerase II cis-regulatory region sequence-specific DNA binding; DNA-binding transcription factor activity, RNA polymerase II-specific; zinc ion binding. The transcript has 7 exons. Lineage: Eukaryota; Metazoa; Chordata; Actinopteri; Cyprinodontiformes; Poeciliidae. Gene Ontology annotation, biological process: cell fate commitment; negative regulation of transcription by RNA polymerase II; positive regulation of transcription by RNA polymerase II. The coding region runs from base 575 to 2077 and encodes 500 amino acids. The record is from RefSeq and is a predicted model, not a curated record.